Molecule: messenger RNA, 1476 nt
Organism: Trypanosoma rangeli
Lineage: Eukaryota; Euglenozoa; Kinetoplastea; Trypanosomatida; Trypanosomatidae
Product: putative serine-palmitoyl-CoA transferase
Exons: 1
Coding region: 1-1476 (491 amino acids)
Biological process (GO): sphingosine biosynthetic process; ceramide biosynthetic process
Cellular component (GO): endoplasmic reticulum
Molecular function (GO): pyridoxal phosphate binding; serine C-palmitoyltransferase activity
Source: RefSeq, a predicted model, not a curated record
AUGGCCAUGGCUGCCUUUGUUUCGCUCGUGGUCACGCAGAUUGUGGAGCAUCCGUUCCACAUUCUACUUGAGAUUGUGUUUACCGCCGCCCUGGCAGUUGCUCUUUGGGUGCAGUAUGUGUGGAGAAGUAAAAACGAGUCGAAGGUGGUUGCCCCGGUAAUACCACCACUGGAGGAACAGGAGCGCCGCAUUGCACAGUUUAAAUCGCAGAUGCUCCAAGCCAACAGUAAGACGGCCACCAACGCCACUGUACCCAAUAGACCGGAUAUGCCCAGGGUGGACUCCAGGGAGGGGUGCUACGUGACCAUCCAGAACGCGGCGGACGAGAAUCUGCUGCAGUGCCUUGACCUGGCAACCGAGGACUUCCACUCCUUUUCAACGCAUCCCACCGUGCUGGAUGUGGCAAGAAAGACGGUGGUGGCGUACGGUGUUGGAAGUUGUGGACCUCGCGGGUUCUACGGCACCAUCAAACCCCACAUGGAUGCGGAGAAAGGCUUGGCGAGGUUUCUUGGCGUGGAGGACGCCAUCAUUUCCAGUCUUUCGUUUGCCACGGUGUCUACUCUCAUCUCCUGCUUUGUGGGAAGAGGGGAGUACAUCAUCGCGGACGACGGCGUCAAUUUGUCUAUCACGGCCGGAUGCGCCCUCUCCCGGGCCACAGUUUACAGGUACCGCCACAGCGACAUGACUCACCUUGAGUCACUUCUAAAAGAAGUUGAGGAAAAGGAACGUGCUGCAAAAAAGUUAUCGCGACGCUUUGUUAUUACGGAGGGUCUUUUUAAAAACACUGGUGACAUCUGCCAUUUACCACGCAUACUUGAGCUAUGCGAACAAUACAAAUUUCGUAUUAUUUUGGAGGACAGUUACGGUUUUGGCUGUCUGGGCUCGACGGGCCGCGGUACUCAUGAACACUUUGGUAUCCCAGCGACACGCAUUGAUUUGUAUGUGGGAAGCUUGAGCACUUCCUUGGGCGGUGUUGGCGGGUUUUGCGCCGGGACGCGAGCGGUGGUGGACUACCAGCGCCUUGCUGCUUCGGCAUACGUUUUCUCUGCGUCACUGCCGCCCUAUAUUACGGCCUCCAUUUCCGUCUCGCUUACCCUGCUCAACGAGGACCACACAUACACAGAGAAGCUGCAGGCGAAUGCGAAGCUGUUCCGCCUGAUCCUUCGGCAGGCUGGACUCAACACCGGCAAGAUACGCUUGGUGGAGUGCGAGGGGGAUGUGUCACCUAUUCUGGUGCUGCGGCCCACCGACGCGUAUGUGAAGAACCACGCUCAGAGUGUGGAAGAGGAGCUGGAAGAAGUUGUACGGGCGGCGAGGGAAAGAAAGGUGCUGCUCUUGCGGCAUCUUUACUCUGAGGACGAGCAGUGCAAGAAUUUUCCGGCACUGCGAAUCCUUGUGAAGGGAAAGGCAACCCGAGAGGAGAUUGAAAAUGCCGCCAACGUCGUGGUUGAGGCUGUGAAGACGUUUUUUUCCUGA